CUGGGUUUCCACCCCCACGUGAGGAGGAAGUUGAGUGCGCCGAGAAAACGGAGCAAUCGAGCGGCUGAACCAGGCGGAAUCAGGCGAUCCAGGGCCACCACUCAGCUCGACUCGUCUGGACUACCCGGGCUAACUUUAGCUACAUGUGCUGAGGUCGAGGGGGAAACGGAUCCCAACCGCAACGAUGCCGACAGUUACUCUGCCGCCGAAAGAGAACGCUCUCUUCAAGAGGAUUCUGCGAUGUUACGAACACAAACAGUACCGAAACGGGCUCAAGUUCUGCAAACAAAUCCUGUCCAACCCCAAGUUCGCAGAGCAUGGAGAGACCCUGGCAAUGAAGGGCUUGACCCUUAACUGUCUGGGGAAGAAGGAGGAGGCCUACGACCUGGUGAGAAGAGGCCUGCGCAAUGACCUCCGGAGCCACGUCUGCUGGCACGUUUAUGGCCUACUGCAGCGCUCGGAUAAGAAGUACGAUGAGGCCAUCAAGUGUUACCGCAACGCUCUGAAGUGGGACAAGGACAACCUGCAGAUCCUGCGAGACCUGUCUCUGCUUCAGAUCCAGAUGCGAGACCUGGAGGGCUACAGGGAGACACGGUACCAGCUGUUGCAGCUGCGUCCAGCCCAGCGGGCUUCCUGGAUUGGCUAUGCCAUCGCCUAUCACCUCCUGGAAGACUACGAGAUGGCUGCAAAGAUUAUUGAGGAGUUCAGGAAAACACAACAGACGUCUCCAGACAAAGUGGACUACGAGUACAGCGAGCUGCUGCUGUACCAGAACCAGGUGCUGAGGGAAGCUGGUCUGUACAAGGAGGCACUCGAGCAUCUGUCCAACUAUGAGAAGCAGAUCUGCGACAAACUGGCAGUGGAGGAGACACGAGGUGAGGUACUGUUGAAGUUGGGGCGUCUGGAAGAAGCAACAGAAGUUUACCGUCGACUGCAGGAGAGGAACCCAGAAAACUGGGCCUAUUACAGAGGCCUGGAGAAUGCUUUGAAACCAGGCAGCGUAGAGGAACGACAAAAGAUCUAUGAGGAUGCCUGGGAGAAGUUUCCGAAAGGACUGGUUCCUCGCCGGCUGCCCCUAAACUUUCUUGCUGGAGAGAAGUUCAGAGAGUGUCUGGACAGGUAUCUGAGGAUGAACUUCAGCAAAGGCUGUCCGCCCGUCUUCACCACACUCAAAUCACUGUAUAAAGACAAAGAAAAGGUGUCAAUAAUAGAGGAGUUGGUUGUCAGCUUUGAAACCACAUUAAAAAGCUGUAGAAUGUUCAGUGUGAACGAUGAUGGAAAGGAGGAGCCACCAACCACUUUGCUCUGGGUGCAGUACUUCCUUGCACAGCACUAUGACAUGAUUGGUCAGCAGACACUGUCUUUAGAAUACAUCAACGCAGCCAUCGAGAGCACGCCGACGCUCAUCGAACUCUUCCUUAUCAAAGCCAAGAUUUACAAGCAUGCUGGCAACAUUAGAGAGGCCGCUCAGUGGAUGGAUGAGGCCCAGGCUCUGGACACCGCUGACAGAUUCAUCAACUCCAAGUGUGCCAAGUACAUGCUGAAAGCUGGCAUGAUCAAAGAGGCUGAGGAAAUGUGUUCCAAGUUCACACGGGAGGGAGCAUCAGCGGUGGAGAAUCUGAAUGAGAUGCAGUGUAUGUGGUUCCAGACGGAGUGUGCACUCGCCUACAAGGGUAUGAACAAGUUUGGGGAGGCUCUCAAGAAGUGCCACGAGAUCGAAAGGCAUUUUGUGGAGAUCACAGACGACCAGUUUGAUUUCCACACCUACUGCAUGAGGAAGAUGACGCUCCGCUCCUACGUGGACUUGCUGAAGCUAGAGGACGUGCUCCGGAUGCAUCCCUUCUACUACAAGGCAGCCAUCUCUGCCAUCCAGAUCUACCUGAGCCUCCACGACAACCCCCUGACUGACGACAGCAAGGAGCUGCAGGCCGAAUCUGCGAACCUUUCAGACAAAGAGCUGAAGAAGCUCAGGAACAAGCAGCGGCGAGCCCAGAAGAAGGCCCAGCUGGAGGAGGAGAAGAAGAAUGCAGAGAAGGAGAAGCUGCUAAAGAACCAGAAGAAGAAGAAGGAGGAUGAUGACGAGGAGAUCGGAGGGCCCAAAGAGGAGCUUGUUCCUGACAAACUGGUCAAGGUAGAAAACCCACUGGAAGAAGCAGUUAAGUUCCUGAUGCCUCUCAAACACCUGGUGAAAGACAAAAUUGACACGCACCUACUGGCCUUUGAGAUCUACUUCAGGAAAGAAAAAUACCUGUUGAUGCUCCAGUCUGUGAAAAGAGCGUUGGCAAUUGACCCUGAUCACCCAUGGCUACACCAGUGUUUAGUACGCUUCUUUAAAGGAGUCUCGGAGAGUAAGGAGCUGCCAGAGGGGGUCAGGACGGUGCUGAAGCAGGAGAUCACCCGGCUGUUUGGAGACAGCAACGCUAAGAGCUUCAACCAGGCCUACCUCACCAAGCACUCCAACUCCAUACCCCACCGACUGGCUGCUGCUAAGAUGAUGGUGUAUCUGGACUCUGCGACAGAAAUGAAGGCAGCAGAGUUGGCCACUGCACUAGAUGAGUCACUCAACAACAGAACCAUACAGAUCUGUACAGAAGCGCUGGAGUGUCUUCGGAGUGGCAUCCUAGGCGACUGUAGAGAGCGUGUGGAAGAGUACCGUGCCGAGUGUCACAAGCUUUACCCCUACACGUUAGCUUUCAUGCCCCCUGGAUACGAGGAGAACACCAAGAUCACCAACGGAGAUGUUUCCACGGAAACAGAGGAGAUAGCCAACGAGAUGUGAGCCCAACAGAACAACAGCGGUUGAGAAAAGGAAUUGGGCCGAGCACAGAGCCUUGUGGUCGACUGGCAGCCAUUUUGUAAAGCCAAACAUGGGAAGCUGAAAAUGGGUGUUCCUCUUUGGCUCAUCUUAAUUGGCUCUGACCUGGCAUGGCUAGGCUCUCUCCCACAUGGUGAAAAUCAGGACUGUGUGAGUGUAUGUGUGUGUUUGUUGAGAGCGUGUGUGUGUGUGUGUGUGUGGAAGUUUGUGUGGUUGUGUCAUUUUGUGGGAAAGGGGGUGGGGAGAGGGAGAAAACAGAAUGGUCAUUUUUCUUUUUUAAUUGAGCUGACAACAAUGCUGAAUAUAAAAACAAAUAAUAAUUAAUGGCAAACUGUUGGACAAACUGUGACACAGACUGUCGGUUUCCUAAGUAACGGUGAUGGCAACCACUCGAGUUUGACUCAGCGCUGCUUCAACACACUUCCAUCACAUACCGUGUUCCCCUUAUUUUAAAAGAAAAGCUCAUUUAAAUGAAAAUAGGGCACAACUGUCACUGGGGGACGAGGGACUGAGGCAAGUGGAUCUGAUCCCUGACAGAUGUGCAGAAGGACUUACUGAGGACCUGACGUAGACACAGAGGACAUCAAAUGGCCACAGGUGUAUCUGUAUCUGCUGUGACGCUCCAGUAAACUACAGACCUACAAGUGGCAGAGCAGCGGAGUGUGUAAGGAAGGCUGCAGCAUGGAGAGAGAGAGUCCUCACAUGAACAGUUUUCUGGUCAGACUGUGCUUCCUUCAAUGUUCCUGCUUCAACACAGGAUUAUCUAAUCCUUUGUCUGUUUAUUACGGAGCAACUUGUAGCACAAAAUGAGAAACUUUAAAGGUCGUGGGUUGUGCUCCAUUUCAAAUACACUGCUACUCUUUAUCUUUGUACGUAGUUCUGAGAGAGUGGGAUAGAUCUAAGCAAUACCGUAGACACCUCCCUAUCAUUAAUGGAUCAAUGAAGCUCAUCAUGGGUGAUGUUUUUCAACAUCUGGUUGAUUUGGUUCCACUGGGCCUACUGGCAGUCACUUGAGUUGCUGCUGUCGUCACUAGUAGAAAUGGUUUAAUCUGCAUGAACAGACUGACAAAAUCGACGUGGAAACUAGCCUCCAGUGCGUCUUACUUCAGAGGGCUCCAAAGGUCAGGGUUCAGCAUCAAAGCCUGCUAACCGACAGUGACACAAGUGAACAUGUUACAAGGCGAGAAAAAGAAAAGCGCCUGAGCAUCUGGAAUUUAUUUUACUACUUCUGUUCUCUCUUUUUUCCCCCCUCCAAAAAUCUCAUUUUUUCCCCUUUUUCCUCUAAUUUGGGAUCUAAUGUGAAAGAGGAAAUCUGAGAUGGUGAUGUAUGAUAUCUCUGGAAUUUUGUAUUAAAACCAAACAAAAGAAACCGUUGUGUAGCCUCUGUUACCCUCACUGAGCUGCAGUGUUCCUGGGUCAGUGACAGAGACUUGUCCUGGCUCAGUUCAGACUCGCAGCAUUUCGAUUGAGGCUCAUCACACAGUUGGUCCUCAGAUGUAGCCACUGUAUAUAAAAUGCAGUUUAAUAAUUCAAAUGUUUUGUAUUAAUAACCAACUCAAAGACGGAGCAGAACUCAACCUGAGCUGAUUUAUUAUUUUUCUCCAAGUUUCUAAUAUAUAAAAAAAACUACAGGUGACUCGUUAGUUAUCAUGGUGUAAAUUAUUUUGAUAUUUUUGUUCUCUUCAGUCAUUUUUUUUGUUUACAACAUAUUCUAGGAUAAAGACAAAGAUCACUUGUGUGACCGAACAGAUUUAGCAUUUUACUGCUCUCGUAUCUUCCACAAACAGACUCUUCGUAGAAAAAAUUAUAUUUUUAAAAACUAAUUUUCUGUCAUUGCAAAGUACAUGCAUGACCUGGAAAAACCCGCUCCUUCAAUAUUUCACUCACAUGUCAGAAUGACGUUUACUGGCCUGUUUAACCUGAUCUUUAAUAAUUCUCAUAGUCUGAGUCUGAGGAUAAAGGUAAAGGCUCUUUUUUUAUUUUUAUUUUAAACCAGAAUUGUACUAACCAGCUUCGAUCUGCUGUCAUCUGUUCAGACUGGGUUUCCUGCUCUCAUGUUUUGUGUCUACACUGGCGAACAUCCCAAAAUGUCAUAACAAUAAAAAUCCACUUGUGGAUCAUUGUUUCAA
This is a messenger RNA of Hippoglossus stenolepis (Pacific halibut), 4944 nucleotides long. It is a transcript of the gene naa15b, whose product is annotated as N-alpha-acetyltransferase 15, NatA auxiliary subunit b. Gene Ontology annotation, biological process: N-terminal peptidyl-methionine acetylation. Bases 185 to 2779 code for a protein of 864 amino acids. Gene Ontology annotation, molecular function: protein binding; protein-N-terminal amino-acid acetyltransferase activity. Lineage: Eukaryota; Metazoa; Chordata; Actinopteri; Pleuronectiformes; Pleuronectidae. Gene Ontology annotation, cellular component: cytoplasm; NatA complex. The transcript has 20 exons. The record is from RefSeq and is a predicted model, not a curated record.